Messenger RNA from Perca flavescens (yellow perch), 2504 nucleotides. It is a transcript of the gene rcn1, whose product is annotated as reticulocalbin 1, EF-hand calcium binding domain. Lineage: Eukaryota; Metazoa; Chordata; Actinopteri; Perciformes; Percidae. The transcript is spliced from 6 exons. Gene Ontology annotation, molecular function: calcium ion binding. The record is from RefSeq and is a predicted model, not a curated record. The coding region runs from base 310 to 1272 and encodes 320 amino acids. Gene Ontology annotation, cellular component: endoplasmic reticulum.
AAUCCCGGUUUGGUUGCAUCCCUCCCUCAGGAAAUAGGGCGCAAGUUCUCAAAGGGGGACAGGAUUGCCUAAAACCGUUUGAGUGAGGACUGGAGGUAUUCUCAGUGGACCUGUCUGCAGCCUCAGGUCCUCUCUGCAGGUUUGGUUAUUGCGCAACUGCACACAUCGCUGCUAAGGACAGGAAAAGAGAAGUUAGUGUGUGUCGGUCGAUACAAGCAGUGAAAGUGGCUACACAGCCGCUUGCUUAUUGUGAAUUGUAGUGUCACAGGCCUGUUUACAACUAAGAACCUCCAUCUUCAUCUCUGACAGAUGGACGUCUUCUCCUUCGUGUAUGCUGCGCUUCUGUGCACUGUUGUGGUGCACGGUAAGCCAACGUUAAGGAAAGAGAGAGUUCUUCAUGACCCAGAACUGGGAAGGCCUGCCCACGAAGACAAUAAAAGCUUCCAAUACGACCAUGAGGCCUUUCUUGGCAAAGAGGAGGCCAGAACAUUUGACCAACUCACCCCCGAGGAGAGCAAAGACAGGCUCAGUAAAAUAGUGGAUCGGAUAGACGGCAACGUCGAUGGCUACAUCACCACAGCCGAACUCAAGGCUUGGAUAAAACGUGUACAGAAGCGUUACGUUUAUGAGAAUGUGGCAAAGGUGUGGACAGAUUAUGACCUGAACAAAGACAACAAGAUUUCAUGGGAUGAGUACAAGCAAGCCACAUACGGAUACUACCUCGCCAACCCGGAGGAGUUUGAUGAAGCAACAGACCAGUUCAGCUUCAAGAAGAUGCUCCCUCGUGAUGAGAGGAGGUUUAAAAACGCUGAUCUGAACGGGGACCUUGCAGCAGACAGAGAAGAGUUUACAUCCUUCCUCCACCCUGAGGAAUUUGAACACAUGAGGGAUAUUGUGGUUCUGGAAACCCUGGAGGACAUUGACAAGAACGGCGACGGACACGUGGAUGAAGAUGAGUAUAUUGCCGACAUGUUUGCUCAUGAGGACGGGGGUCCGGAGCCGGACUGGGUCAAGACCGAGAGGGAACAGUUCUCUGACUUCCGAGACCUGAACAAAGAUGGUAAAAUGGACCAGGACGAAAUCCGCCACUGGAUUAUGCCACAAGACUACGACCAUGCGCAAGCUGAGGCAAGACAUCUGGUGUAUGAGUCUGACCAGGACAAGGACCAGAUGCUGACCAAAGAGGAGAUCCUUGGAAACUGGAACAUGUUUGUGGGAAGCCAGGCCACCAACUACGGAGAGGACCUCACCAAGAACCAUGACGAGCUCUGAGAUCUCAGCGCAGUUUCUGACGCGUACGUGAGGAGGGUUGGUGAAGAUCUGUCUUCAGAGGCAGAAUCAGACUCUUGCACCUCCUCCCACCACCGGAACCACCGCUCCAUCCUUUCCUUGUUACGUUGGGACAGAUAGUGUGUUGGAUUGUAAAACCAUCACUAUAGAUACCAAACGAGGAGGGAUAAGGGUCGGUCCUACCACUAACACUAACCGUCCAUCUCGGUUUUAUAGCGACAGUUCUGUUUCUGACAUUCAGGAGCAAAGCCAGAUCCAGUGGACUUACUUUCUGACGGUGCCUUCCUGCCGCAUCGUCGGCUUCACUGCCACAGAGAUCUGUGUGGAUAGUUUUAAAAACCUGUCAAAGCUGAAUGCCGAGCUUCAGGUCAAUUGUCAGAUACCAUGCAAUCUGACAAGGAACAGUUUUUGAUUGCCAUGUUAAUGUGAAACUACAACAGAUUAUAUUUAUUUAUCAAAUCUCUUCUCAGCUUUAGGUUUGAGAGGAAUACAGUGUUCAACUAGAGAUCGUUUUUGUUCACAAAUGAUGUUUCUUUAUUUACAGUUUUCCUGACCAUAUGACUUUAAUGAUUUGUUGUUGUUUUGAUUAGCUAAGUGCUUUUAAGAACUGUUCAUUAACUGAUGUUUAAUGGCAUGGUAUUUGCACCCGUUUGGUUUUAGCUGGGGUAGCCUGUAAAAGAUUUUUUUCUUCAUACUUAGUUUGAAAUGUAUUUAUUGGCAUACUUCAGGCCAACAGUGUGCUCCAUGUUAGAUUUGUAUAGACCUUUGCUGACAUUUGAGCUUUACCUUUUUACAGCGGUCUAAUUUAAUUAAGGUUGUUUUUUUGAGGAUUGUAUUGGUUUAAAUACGUAACUUCAUGUGACUCCUUGCUUCCUGUUACGUCACUUCAGGGUCAUCUUUUUGUAUCGGAUGUACCAAAUGUUUUUCCACAUUUUUUUGUGUUGUUUAAUGGAUAGUUUGUAUGACCGGUGCAUAGAACUAUGCAACUUGUGAAAAGAUCAAACUAGGGCCAGAAUUUGUAAUGGUAGUCACAUUAAUGUCACUCAAAACUAUUUUUUUUUUCUCCUUUUUGUAUUUUUCUGUUGUGCUUUGUUGUCCCAAACCUCAGAUGCAUUAAUAGUCCACAUCACAAAAAACAUGUCAACAUAUCUCCUUUUUCACACUGCACAUUCUAACAAACUAUGUAUAAAUAAAAAAUAAAAAUGUAUUGUGUA